Messenger RNA from Melampsora larici-populina 98AG31, 852 nucleotides. RefSeq lists its product as uncharacterized. The coding region runs from base 1 to 852 and encodes 283 amino acids. The transcript has 4 exons. Lineage: Eukaryota; Fungi; Basidiomycota; Pucciniomycetes; Pucciniales; Melampsoraceae. The record is from RefSeq and is a predicted model, not a curated record.
AUGUGGAAUGACUGUGAACACCGUGACAUAUCCACCAAAGCAGGCCACAGGGGAGUGCUCGAUGUGGAUGAGUGCAGGCAAAUGCAUGAUGUGAUAAGGAAAAUAUUAUUUCUAAGAGGACUAGGCCCUCAAUCUCUGGGAAGCAAGGUAUACAGUAAUGUAGAGGUUGGAAGACCUGGACUGGGGUACUUCAGAAACAAGCAGAUGAUGCUGAAGGCACAGGUUUAUGAUGAGACUACUAAAGUAAUAUUCCAACCUGGAGCAGAUUCAAGUUACCAACAAGAUGACUUGUUCAAUUUCAACCACAUCAACCUUAUGAAAAAGCCGCAGGGUACAGUCUCAGAUUAUGGCAAAGACAACUUCACUCAGCGUACUAGAGAUGUUCCAUAUUCCCUCAACAAUUCAAAGCCAGAUAUCUAUGCUGCAGUGCACUUCAUUGGCUCGGAAGCCAAUCCAAAGCCUCCGCUGCCUAACCUGACUGAACACACUGAGAUCUCUGUGAAGCCUCAAAUCCCUGGAUGUCCUGAUCAUGAGGUGUUAUGCGGCAGGCUCCUUGUAAACAAACCCAUCACCAAGACAGUAUGGCAAAGAACUCAAGACUUGAUCAAUGUUUUUCUGACUAAAGCUCUCUUUGCGGAAGGCAUCAACCAGGAUGUCUAUGACCAUGGGUUUUCAACUUUGUUCAAUGAUUGGGGUCAGCAUGAGAUCCUGCACUGGAACUUGGCCCACACCAUCAAACUUGAUUUUGACAACUUUUGCGUGAAGCGUCAAGCAGAACAUCCCAAUCAAUCUUCACCUAUUCAUCAACCUAAUUUGCACAAAUUACUAUCAAACUGUCCAUUUGUACCAUAG